Melanotaenia boesemani (Boeseman's rainbowfish) is the source of this 1472-nucleotide messenger RNA. RefSeq names its product four and a half LIM domains protein 1-like. The transcript is spliced from 6 exons. Gene Ontology annotation, biological process: muscle organ development. Gene Ontology annotation, molecular function: transmembrane transporter binding. Bases 150 to 992 code for a protein of 280 amino acids. NCBI's taxonomy places the organism in Eukaryota, Metazoa, Chordata, Actinopteri, Atheriniformes, Melanotaeniidae. The record is from RefSeq and is a predicted model, not a curated record.
UCGACAUAACACCGGCUGCUUGGGCUGGGUUUUUGCUACAGAUGACUGUAUUUAUAACGUGUGGCGGUGCUGGUAAAGUGGAGUUUCACCGCCUCCAGACUGCCGCUCAUCCGCCGCUGCAGACACCGUGAGUCUAUGUUGAUGUGACGAUGGCAGACAGCUCACACUGUUUCUACUGUCGUGAGGACCUUGGGGGGAAGAGGUUCGUUCGUAGUGAGGGUAAACCAGUGUGUGUUCGCUGCCACACCAAGUUCUGCGCCAACUCCUGUGCAGAGUGCCAUCGACCCAUCUCUGUGGAGACAAAGGAGCUCAGCCACAAAGGCCGCUACUGGCAUGAAGAGUGCUUUCGUUGUGCAAAGUGUUACAAGCCUUUGGCCAAGGAACCAUUCAGCACCAAGGAUGACCGCAUCAUGUGUGGGAAGUGUUGCUCCAGAGAGGUUGCUCCACGCUGCCAUGGCUGCUACAAACCCAUACUGGCUGGAGUAGAGAGUGUCGAGUACAAAGGGAACUCAUGGCAUGACGAGUGCUUCACCUGUUGUAACUGUAAAAAACCAAUAGGAUCACAGAGUUUCCUCUCCAAGGGAACCGACAUUUACUGCAGCCCCUGCCAUGAUAAGAAAUUUGCCAAACAAUGUGUCAGCUGCAAAAAGCCGAUAACCUCUGGAGGAGUGAACUACCAGGACCAGCCGUGGCACAGCCAUUGCUUUGUGUGCAGCUCUUGCUCAAAGCCACUGGCAGGGACCAGCUUCACCAACCACCAGGACCAGGCCUUUUGUGUUGAUUGCUACAAGAACUCUGUGGCCAAAAAAUGCAGUGGCUGCCAGAACCCCAUCACAGGUUUUGGUAAAGGUGUGAACGUUGUGAACUAUGAGGGCAGCUCCUGGCAUGAAUACUGCUUCAACUGUAAGAGAUGUUCCCUCAGUCUGUCCAACAAGCGCUUCGUGGCCAAGGGAAAAGACAUCCUCUGCACUGACUGCAGCAACAAACAGUGAUGGACGACUCAAUUGUUGUCAUUUAAAGGGAUUUAUGUAUAGAUUAGGGUUUAUUUUUUUCUUUUUUGCAUAAAGGCCAGUGUCUCCAUUUCAGUAUCUUGGUAAUUAUUCAGCUAGAAUUGUGGAUAUUAAAAGUAAGUUUUGGCUACCAUUAUUAUUAUCAACUAUUGACAGUUUACUCUGAUGCUGUAUGCUAGCACUCUAAGCUUUGUGCAAGCUUUAGUUAGUGCCUUUAAUGUCUUCUUGUUUGUCUACAUUUCAAUGGUAUCAUCAUUCUGGUGCCAAAUAAUCAAUAUAUAUUCAUAUUUUAUUUUCUUUAUACUAAAUAAUUAUGCUUAAUGCAAAUAAAUAAAGUUUUAUUACAUAUUCUCCAGAGGUUUGUCUCAGUAGACAGACAAAAAUAAUUAUCUAAUCAAAAUAUGCUUAAAACCAGCAUGCCUUGAUGUGUUGCUAAAAUGAAAUAAAUUGACUACAAAACUG